AGCAAGCCAGCAGUUUGUGUUUGUAAGCGGACGGCAGCAAAAGCAUCUUUCUCAUUUCUUCGUCUAGUGAAAAACUGAUUUGUAUUUUCUAAUCGAAAAGUGAUUUGAAUAAAACAAUAAAACAGCAACAUCAUGGCGAAAAUGGCAUUUCAGCAUCAGGCCGGCACGGCAAUGGAAUGUUUAAGCAUUCCUAUUACGCUGCACAAGGAGCAGGAUUACGAUCAGGAGGGCAGAGAGAUACUCAAGUGUGGCUUUAAAAUUGGCGGUGGCAUCGAUCAGGACUAUAAGAAAAGUCCACAGGGCUACACCGAUUACGGCAUCUAUGUGACGGAGGUGCAUGAGGGCAGUCCAGCUGCUCGUGCUGGACUUCGCAUCCACGACAAGAUACUCCAAUGCAAUGGCUAUGAUUUUACAAUGGUCACCCACAAAAAGGCUGUGAGCUACAUCAGGAAAAACCCCAUACUCAAUAUGCUUGUGGCACGCAAGGGUGUCACAUCCACAUAAUUCAUAAUUGGAAUCUGGAGCAUUCAUGCGGUAUAGAACUCAACUAUCUAUCAACUGUCUCCACACAUAGCUAAGGAUCUCUUUCGCUCUAUCGAUCUAUCUCCUACCAGCGCUUUUGGCAACUCUGCGAAUAUAUAUAUACUGAUUAUUUACUUACUAUAUAAGCAUUUACACCUAAUACUUUUUACCCUAAAGCAUUAUGCAUAUCGCGCACUCAUAAGAUAAAAGAAAACCGAAAUAUUAGAUAUGUGAAUGUAGUGUGUAGUGAAAGCUUCUUGUUAGAUUGAAUAAUUUACUUUGGAAUUGGUUCAAGUUCUAGGUUGUUAUACAAAAAAAAAUUAAAAAUACUCUUCAAAUUGCCAAACCGAACGAAAACCACAAAAAAAAAGUGAAGCAUUUCAAAGUGUAUAAAUAAGAUUUCUCAUUGUACAUUCUCAAAAAUCAAUUAAAUAUAGAAACUACAAAUCAGUGUAUUCAGCUCGCCCAACACUUUUGUAAACAAUUUUGUACUUUUAUACACUUGUCAGAUACAAACACACAGAUACAGAUGCAGAUACAUGCCCUAUAUACAAUCUACAAUCAGCAGCAUUCCAAAAACAAAACGCAAAGUUGUUGAAAACUAAAUAGUACAUAAUUGUGAUAAAAUGCCGUUAAUUGUGCAGAUGUGUUUAUUUUUUUUUAUAAAUAUGUAUAAAUACACUUUUUUAAGUAAUUUUAAAAUCAGUUUUUAAAUGUUAAAUUGCAUUGAAUAAAUGUUUGCCUCUAGAAAAGCAGAGAAUUGUUUUCAUCUAUAAUUUACAAUUGACAAUCCAGAAGUGAUUCCGCAAUUUAGUCGACAAAGUCUUGCGAUUGCCUCUUUGUUGUUUAAGGUGAAAAAAUAUAUAUAAAAUUGUUCGUGACUAUAAUUUAUAAGUCAACAAACUUGCAUUAUAAUUUAUGAGUACGAAUGUGUCCCGAAUAUUUUAUUGCAAUUGCAUAAUAAAUGAGGAAGUUCUUCGAUAAACGAUCGUUAUAUAUACCGAGUAUCUCGUAGUCGACUACAUCUGAUCAUUUGUAGGUUGUUGAUCGACUCGAUUCGACCUUGACCUUGUGACCGCAUUCCGAUUGAAGACACAACUCGAUGACGAGUGCAGCUUGUUGUUGCAUUUUAAUUACAAAGUACUUUUUGGGUUUUGACAUACACAUACAGUUAUCAAUAACAUACAUACAUAUAUAUCGACAAUACAUUAAUUAAUUUUGUAACACUUUGCACUUUCAAAUUGACACAAAAAAUCAAAGAACUGAGAAAUUUACAUAACUAGUUACAUACGCAAGCAUUUAGCUAAUUAGAAUAAUUAAAUACAUAAUAUGAUAUUGCGGAGUUUGGUAGAGGAACUUGCAGAAAGA
Molecule: messenger RNA, 1890 nt
Organism: Drosophila sulfurigaster albostrigata
Lineage: Eukaryota; Metazoa; Arthropoda; Insecta; Diptera; Drosophilidae
Product: tax1-binding protein 3 homolog
Exons: 3
Coding region: 133-504 (123 amino acids)
Biological process (GO): neurotransmitter receptor transport, endosome to postsynaptic membrane; neurotransmitter receptor transport postsynaptic membrane to endosome
Cellular component (GO): postsynaptic density; postsynaptic membrane; adherens junction
Molecular function (GO): protein binding
Source: RefSeq, a predicted model, not a curated record